AUGGGCAACACUAUUUCAAAAAAACGUAAUAAACAUGGUGGAGGUGGAGGUGGUGGUAGUAGUCGUCAAUACAAGCAGCAACAACCACCUGUCCAAACAGUCUACGUCCCUGACAAUGAGUAUAGUACCAAUACUGCACAGUCGGGCAACUCCAUUCUAGUCAAUUCCCACCAUCGGUCAUCUAGAACGCAAUCAUCACAAGACGAGAUGGCAGCAUUAGCUCAAUUGAAUCCAGAAUAUCCUGUAACGCAACAACAACAACAACAACAACAGUACUAUGCGACUUCAACAGAUAAAGAAGCAGCAGAACAACAUCCCCAGCAUAAAUUAUUAUCUCAAUCCGACUACUGGCCUCCUCAUAAAAAUGAUACCAACAAUCAACAGCAGCAGCAGCAACAAUACCCCAAUAACAACCACCACAGUAAUGGCUACUAUAACAACAAUUCGACGGAUGAAAAUCAGCUGACAGUCGGAUCCCUUAACCAGUUGACAGUCAGCAGCAUGUUGAAAGGACCGCUUCAGGUAGACGACUGUAUCCGUCGAUUGAUCGACGUCGGCCGAUCCAACAAGGUGCCGAAACAGCUCUGCUUAAAGAACUCCGAGGUCAAUGCGAUUUGCAAAACGGCAUACGAAAUUUUCAUGAGCCAACCGGUAAAGAAAAAAAAGAAGACGCUACUGGAAUUGUCACCACCCGUCAAGAUCGUCGGCGAUACGCAUGGUCAAUUCACUGACCUAAUCCGGCUAUUUGACAUGGGCGGAUUUCCACCGAGCAGUAAUUACUUAUUUUUGGGUGACUAUGUGGAUCGUGGCAAGCAGUCGUUGGAAACCAUCUUGUUGUUGCUGUGCUACAAGAUCAAAUACCCAGAGACGUUCUUUUUGUUGCGUGGAAACCAUGAAUGUGCAAAUGUGACAAGAGUAUACGGCUUUUACGACGAAUGCAAACGACGAUUGAAUCCAAAAAUGUGGCGAGUCUUUAUCGACGUGUUCAACACGAUGCCCAUUGCCGCGCUUGUGGCCAACAAGAUCUUUUGCGUGCACGGGGGUCUGUCACCUUCGUUGCACAACAUGGACGAGAUCCGCCAGUUGGAACGACCGACCGAUGUGCCUGAUUACGGUCUUCUCAAUGACUUAUUGUGGAGUGAUCCUGCAGACCUGACUGGCGACUGGGAGGACAACGAACGCGGUGUGUCGUACUGUUUUGGCAAGAAGGUCAUCAACGAGUUCCUGGCCAAAUUCGACUUGGACCUGGUCUGCCGUGCACACAUGGUGGUGGAGGACGGAUACGAGUUUUUUAAUGAUCGGACAUUGGUCACGGUGUUUUCGGCUCCAAACUAUUGUGGCGAGUUUGAUAAUUUUGGAGCGAUCAUGAGCGUUUCGGAGGAAUUGUUGUGUAGUUUUGAAUUGCUUACACCGGCAGAUCAUCCGCUGGCUCAAAAGCAGCAGCAGCAGCAGCAGCAGCAACAGCAAUAUAAUAGCAAUAGCAGUAGUAAUGGCAAUAGUAGUAGUAGCAGUAAUCACUCUAAUUAUAAUAACAAUCCACCCGUAGCAGCUGCUGGUAGUUAUAAUUAUUACGACAGCAACAGACCACCCGUGUAA
Zychaea mexicana is the source of this 1596-nucleotide messenger RNA. Its product is annotated as Metallo-dependent phosphatase-like protein. The record is from RefSeq and is a predicted model, not a curated record. Bases 1 to 1596 code for a protein of 531 amino acids. The transcript is spliced from 4 exons. Gene Ontology annotation, cellular component: nucleus; cytoplasm. Gene Ontology annotation, molecular function: protein serine/threonine phosphatase activity. Lineage: Eukaryota; Fungi; Mucoromycota; Mucoromycetes; Mucorales; Lichtheimiaceae.